This is a messenger RNA of Pelodiscus sinensis (Chinese soft-shelled turtle), 5687 nucleotides long. The record is from RefSeq and is a predicted model, not a curated record. Lineage: Eukaryota; Metazoa; Chordata; Testudines; Trionychidae.
AGAAUAGAGACAAUGGAUGCACUGCGCGCCGGGGGCGGGCAAGAAUGGCUUGGGCCAACCCCGGUAAUUAGGCGGGUGCACAGUGGGCGCCAUGGCGGGGACCACUGAGGUAGUAUUUUUCUAGGUUAUUUAGAAGGGUUUGUCCUUGUUAAUCCUAAAUUUAAAUUUACAUCGAGCUUUUAGAUUUCAGAAGAUAUUGCUCCAUUCAGAACACAUAAAGCAUGAGACUAGUGGAAUGCCAUAAGAGGAGGAGGAAAACAGUUAAAGCUGCAGUGCCUGGUGGUUGGGCUUACUGCCAGAACAUCUACAAUGGAGGUGGUCUCAGCAGAGGUGAACAGCUUACUCCCUGAGGAGAUAAUGGACACUGGUAUAGCUCUGAUGGAAGAUGAUAGCAUUGAGGCUGUUAUUGUGGCAUCACCUAUGGCAGAUGCUAUUCCUAUGGAAACAGAACUGGAAGAAAUAGUGAACAUAAGCUCAGCCAGUGACUCUGCAACUAUAGCUCCAUCCACAGUCACUACAGAACCAGCUAUCGUGCCCAGCAAUCACUCAAGCCAAGUCACAGUGAACACCACAAUUACAAAAAUGGACACUAAUGCGACGCUAAAGCCUACCUUGCAAAGUGGCCUCCAGAAACUUGGUGCUCAGACUCCUGUCACUAUCUCAGCCAGUCCGAUUAUUCUGAACAAGGCCGCUGAUCUUAAACCUGGCAAUCAAACUAUUAAACAAGAAGGGCAAAAGCUAAUUGUGACAACUUUGGGAAAGUCUGGCCAGCCAAUUGUCUUAGCACUACCCCACAAUCAGUUACCCCAGACUCAGAAGGCCACAAUUCAGGCUCAAGCAGGAGACUCUAAGGUACCAGCCCAGCAGAUCAAAGUAGUUACUCUUGGAGGGAGGCCAGAGGUGAAGCCUGUCGUUGGUGUCUCCUCUUUGACACCAGGAAGCCAGCAGUUAAAAGCAGUACAGAUUGCUAAGAAGACCCGAACACCAACUUCUGGCCCAGUCAUCACGAAGCUGAUCUUUGCAAAACCAAUUAAUAGCAAAGCAGUUACAGGACAGACAACUCAAGUGUCUCCAGUCAUUGCAGGUAGGGUUCUUUCACAGACUGCUCCAGGAACACCAACAAAGACCAUAACCAUCUCUGACAGUGGAGUUAUUGGGUCUUCUUUAAGUUCUACAACACAACAAACACCGAAUAAAAUAGCUAUCUCCCCGCUGAAGUCCCCUAAUAAGCAGCUGACAGUGGUGUCGGUGGCCUCACAGCCUCCAAACUCCCCUCAGAAGACGGUGGGUGUUCCUCUGAAUGUAGCCUUAGGACAGCAGAUCCUCACAGUGCAGCAGUCAGCACCCUCUUCCCCUGGCAAGGCCAUAGUUAACCACACAACUGCUCAGGCUGUGAAGUCAGCAGUACAGACCAUCACUGUUGGAGGAGUGAGUACGUCUCAGUUUAAGACCAUAAUUCCCUUGGCAACAGCCCCCAAUGUUCAGCAAAUUCAGGUACCCGGAAGCAAAUUCCACUAUGUCAGACUUGUCACUGCCACAACAGCCAACAGUUCAACCCAAUCUGCCGGUCAGAAUCCUACUACCAACACACAGCCUCUUCAGCAAGCUAAGCCAGUAGUUGUAAAUGCAACUCCAGUGCGGAUGUCUGUCCCAAUAGUUCCAGCUCAGACAGUCAAACAGGUGGUGCCCAAACCAAUCAACCCAAAUUCACAGAUAGUUACUACUAGUCAGCCACAACAGAGACUUAUUAUGCCAGCUACUCCCCUGCCGCAAAUACAGCCAAACCUCACUAACCUCCCACCCGGCACUGUGUUGGCACCUGCACCAGGCACAGGAAAUGUAGGCUAUGCAGUUCUUCCAGCGCAAUACGUUACUCAGCUACAGCAGUCAUCAUACGUAUCGAUAGCAAGCAACACUGGUUUUACUGGGACAUCUAAUAUCCAGACCCAAGCAAGGUUACCGUUCAAUGGAAUUAUGCCGUCCGAAUCUGCAAACCGCCCCAGGAAGCCAUGCAACUGUACAAAGUCACUGUGUUUGAAACUGUAUUGUGAUUGCUUUGCAAAUGGUGAAUUCUGCAAUAACUGCAAUUGUACUAAUUGUUAUAACAACCUGGACCAUGAAAAUGAUAGGCAAAAAGCAAUAAAGGCCUGCCUUGAUAGAAACCCUGAAGCCUUCAAGCCUAAAAUAGGGAAAGGAAAGGAAGGGGAAUCAGAUCGGCGGCACAGCAAAGGCUGCAACUGCAAACGAUCAGGAUGUCUCAAAAACUAUUGUGAAUGCUAUGAGGCAAAAAUCAUGUGCUCCUCAAUAUGUAAGUGUAUUGGCUGUAAAAACUUUGAAGAAAGCCCAGAACGAAAGACUCUGAUGCACUUAGCAGAUGCAGCAGAAGUAAGAGUCCAGCAACAGACAGCUGCAAAGACAAAGUUAUCCUCACAAAUCUCAGACCUGUUAACUAGGCCGACCCCAGCAAUGACUAGUGGAGGGGGGAAAUUGCCAUUUACUUUUGUAACCAAGGAGGUGGCUGACGCGACUUGUGACUGUCUGCUUGCCCAGGCUGAGAGGGCUGAGAAGAUGGGCAAGUCAAAAGCCGCAGCAGAGCGCAUGAUCCUGGAGGAAUUUGGACGGUGUUUGAUGAGAGUCAUUAAUUCGGCAGGAAAGUCCAAAAGUGAGCCCUGUGCCAUGAACUGCUGACUCGUGUACAUGAGCCAGGGUAAAUUGAACUGAACAUGACAUUUAAGGCACAGGGACACUUUGGUUCACAGCAGAGGAUUUAAUACUAUUUUGUUGUUAAUUUGGUGCUUGUUUUAACCUGACUUGCAUAAUACGGAAGCAAGAAAAUCUUUUAUAAUUAGGAGUAGAUUCUUUUAAAUUUUAGCUAAAUUCUCUUCUACUCAUGACGAUGCCUAAAGGUGAAUUUUUCUUCCUGUUGUACAGCUUUUAACUUUCUUGGGUUUAGUAAGAAUUAAAUGUUUUCUUCCUCCCCCUUUCUCUAAGAAAAUUGUUCAGAGAGCCUUUAUAAAUUAUUAUUAUAAUAUAUAUUAUUUACAGUGUAUAGAGUUGUAUCACUUUGUUCAUAUGGAAGAAGCAGACACUGGCAGAAAAUAUUUUGGGCAAUAGACUGAGAAAACAGUAUCAGCAUAUCUGUGGAGGAAUUAAUACUGAAAGGAAAUCUGUAGAAAUGAGCAUCUUCACAAAUCAAUAUAUCAACUUAGCUAAAAGAAUGUCACUCUACAGCCCUGGAAGGCAAUGGAUCAGUGUUACAAAGACCAAGUUGACCAAGAUUUUUAAGCACAGAUAACAUUAAGCAGGUGGACAGUUGACCUGGGACAGCUUACAUGUUUAGCAUAGCAUAUGUUCUUAAAAACCUUGAUGAAUCUGGGUCUCAGACAUAACUUUUAAAAAGGAAUGUAUUUAUAUUUUUCUUUAAAUGAUGACAAAUUUCAUUAUCGACUUGAUGAAUCAUCUACAAUGGAAGUCGAAGGACAAAUUUGUUCAUCCAACAGCAUCGUGAGAUAAACAUCAAGCAGGAGGAUGCUGUUGUGCAUCUAGAGCUCAAUCCUGCAAAGUCCUGAUUAUCCUAGCGUCUCACUGAAACCAGGGAGAGUUUGCAGUCCUUAGCAAACUCCGAGGAUGGUGCCCUGAAACUGGUAGAAAAUGAGAUUAUUGUUGUGUAUGCUGACGCAGAAAUUGAAAUUACUGGGUGAGAGGGAACCAACCCUUGUGUUUUCCUAAUGUGGCAUGGAUUUCAGACUAGCUGCAUCCAAGUUGUUAAUCAGAGCACGUGUGAAGAUCAGACUCCGUGUACAGCUUUGGAUCUUUUUUAUGUCAUUUCUCUAAUAUUUGUGAUUCAUUAAGUGUUAUUUAGGAUUGCAAUUUGAGCCAUAGCAUGCAAAUACACUGAUGCAGAUUUCAAGGCCACCAUCAAAAACAAAUACACCUGACCUUUUUUAGUAUGGGGAAUAGUGAAGGAAUCAAAUCAGGUCAAAUACAGUUGUUUAUAGAAGGCACUUAAGGAUGGGAACUUUUUCUAGUAUUUACUACAAACAGUCCCAAAUCACAUUUUUGAUACUGCAGCACAUUUACAAACUGUUAUAGCUCUAAAUUUAAUGAAAGAGAAUAACCAUGUUUAAAUUCACAGGCAUUUAGAUAGAUAUCUUAAUCCUCUCUGUAAUUAUCACAAGAUUGAUACUUUUAUUUUCCAAAAAGGAUUUUAUUUUCUCUCCAUGUUUAACUGUGUGUAUAUAUUCUUUAACAUGUUUGUGUAUAUGUAGCAAAUACACAUAUACACAUCAGCGAAAAGGGAAUCUACUAUAUAUUAAAGUAUUUUUUUUAAUAAUUAGGAUCCAGAUUUCUAAAAUUUCAGUGCGAUAACUUUAAAUGUAGAUAGUUCAUCUUACUUUUAGUAACUCAAUAUAGUAUGUAAAGUAAGAUUUGUAUAAAUGUAAAUUAGUGUAAGUGGAUAAAGUAAUUCCUAAUCAAGUUAUUUUUCAAACAGAUUGCAAUAUACCUUCUAUAGUCUAGAACUAAAUCUGUAUUAAUUUUGUAUAUAUUCUGUGUCCUAUUCUAAAUUGCACCUUUUGUGAUGUGUAUUUAUAUACAGUGUGGAGAAAAUGUUUGUGAAACUUUGGAUUACAGUUGUAGAUUAUGUAUGAUGGCAUUGCUUGUAAAGAUUUUGAAGGUGCAAUCAAAUGCUCUUAGUUCUACUUGUUUUGAACAAGCUUUCUGAAAUAUUGAGCUUGUUUUCCCCCUGUGUAGUAUGUACUAAAUAAUUUUUGUACUUCCUUGGCCAUUUGCAACAAACUGCUGAACAAGAUUUACAGUCAAGUUAUUUUAAACAAAUCUGGGGUGGGGACAAGGUUCAUUUUCUAGUUCUGUUUACCUGACAGUAGAAAAAUUAAAUUUAUAUUUACUAGACCUAUUCAAAAAUACACUUUUCUAUAUUGUAAAAAGUCGGCUAAAUCACAAAGAAAAAUAAACAUUUAUACUAUUCUGUAAAAAUGAUCUUUGCACUUUGUUCCUUUAGAGCUGGCAAGAACAUUAACUGUUUUAUUCAAGUGCCUGAUUUAUUAAUUAGGGGCCAGGUUGUCAUCAAAGUUGUAUUCACUCAACCCCCAGAUCAGCAAAGCACUUACUUGUCAUUAAGUGUAUGAUUAAAUCCCAUUGACUUUAGUGGGAUUGGAGCACAUUCUCAAAGCAUGUAUGUGCUUAUUUACUUUCCUGAGUAAGGAUGAGCUCAAUUAUAUGCUUAAGUACUUUGAAAUGGGGCCAAAAUAUAUAUAUAUGCACAGCCAGACAUUUAAACCCGAAGGGGUAUUUUUGUAUUUUUUUACAUCACCUGCAUGAACAAGUUGUUUCUGCUCCUGUGGUGAAUGAACAUAGUCCUUGAUCUAACAAACAGCUCCAAUCAGUAUCCCAUUAAAAUUAGUGGAACUCGAUAAAAGAGUCUCUCCAUACAAAUCUGAUUGCAGCAUCAAGAAUAAAAUCAGAGGAAAUUUUGUCCACAGCCUUUGAAAAUUUGGCUAUUGGCAGUUUAUUGAAUUAAUUUUAAAAAAAUGUUAUUGAGGAUAAGGUUUCUAAGUUUGUCCUGUAAGGGUUAAAUAUGGGGAGUUUUAAAGACAAAACUAAUGCUUUCUUUCACAAAAUAAACCCAAAAAUAAAAACAGUUCUUUUUAAGUUUCCCUGAUUAUUUC